AUGGUAAAAAGGAUUUUCGUUCAAGGAUUGAGUUCUGAUACAACGGAAGUAAUUGUUAAAAAGUAUUUCGAACAGUUUGGAAAACUAUACGAAUGUGUGGUGCCGACUCCACCUAGAUAUUUGAUUGUUGAUUCUGGUCCCGAUAAUGAAGAUAUUGAGACUCGUUCAGCUAUUCGCUAUGAACCUGUCCAGAAUAGCGUAACACUCGACGAUGAGCUACAUGUGGAACAGUACAACAUUGAGAAACAUGGAUCUUUCGAAAGUUAUAUGAAGAGAGUUGGCGAAGGAGAGGGUUUCAUAGAAGAGAAGAGAAGAACUUGCGCUGGUUACGCCUAUGUCACUUUUCUUGAUAUGGAUGGCUAUUCGAAAUGUAUGAAAUCUGAUAUCCACGAGAUCAACCGAGUAAAAUGUACAAUUGAAUUAGCCAAAGACGAGCAAGAUGAACGGGUGAAAGUUGAAUCCAAGAGGCUUUUUGUUUCAUUCUUCCCACUGGAGAGGUUGACAUCGAAAGAGUUGAAAACCUUUUUUGGAUCUCAUGGAAAAAUUACCGACGUGGAGUUUGUCAGUGAUUCUGAAGGACCUUUGCAUUUCUGUAUCAUCACUUUUGCAGACCAUAGUACAGUCGAUUUGCUUUUGAAAAAGUCAAUUUACAUCAGAGAUGUUCUAAUAUUUACGAGAAGAGCAGUGCUGAAGGAAUCUAUAAAAAUGGCCGAGCAUAAAUUGAAAGAACAGGCAAGGCAACAGCGGAUCCACUUGCCAGCAAACCACACAGCAUAUCCGACCCCGUCUCGCCCUGUUACGUUUCUUCCUUCUACAUCUGCUCCAGAUUACUGGAAUGAUCCUUCCGCUGGAGCAGGAUAUGCACCUUUACAUCCCCAGCCUCCUGAAGCAGACCCCAGCUCUCAAUACGGGUACGGACCGAGAAAAUGGUAG
Messenger RNA from Caenorhabditis briggsae, 933 nucleotides. Lineage: Eukaryota; Metazoa; Nematoda; Chromadorea; Rhabditida; Rhabditidae. The record is from RefSeq and is a predicted model, not a curated record. The transcript is spliced from 6 exons. Gene Ontology annotation, molecular function: RNA binding. The coding region runs from base 1 to 933 and encodes 310 amino acids.